Molecule: messenger RNA, 846 nt
Organism: Helianthus annuus (common sunflower)
Lineage: Eukaryota; Viridiplantae; Streptophyta; Magnoliopsida; Asterales; Asteraceae
Product: ubiquitin-conjugating enzyme E2 2
Exons: 6
Coding region: 191-649 (152 amino acids)
Source: RefSeq, a predicted model, not a curated record
GUUUGGAGGUAGGAUUAUCUAAACUGCCUCCAAGAUACAAACAAAGAUCACGGGCUUACAUCUGACGCAACUUCAACACUUCCUCCCCAUUUCUCAGAUCGUAAAACCUCACACCACCUUCAUCUCCAUUCUCAAUUUCUCAUCCAAAGUAAUCAUCUUUCUCUUUCACACAUUCCGCCAGGGGAGAAAGAUGUCAACUCCUUCAAGGAAGAGGUUAAUGAGGGAUUUCAAGAGGUUGCAGCAAGAUCCUCCUGCUGGAAUCAGUGGUGCUCCUGUGGAUAACAAUAUAAUGGUCUGGAAUGCGGUUAUAUUCGGCCCGGACGACACUCCUUGGGAUGGAGGUACGUUCAAGCUGACACUUCAGUUUUCGGAAGAUUAUCCUAAUAAGCCACCGACUGUGCGAUUCAUUUCUCGAAUGUUUCAUCCCAAUAUUUAUGCAGAUGGAAGCAUAUGUUUGGACAUUCUUCAAAACCAGUGGAGUCCAAUUUAUGACGUUGCUGCCAUUCUUACAUCAAUUCAGUCGUUGCUUUGUGAUCCGAACCCGAACUCACCUGCAAACUCCGAAGCAGCACGAAUGUUCAGUGAGAAUAAGCGCGAGUACAACAGAAAAGUGCGUGAAAUUGUGGAGCAGAGCUGGACAGCUGACUAAGUUAGUUGUAUCUGGUUUCGAUUUAAAUUACUGUAUUCAGGGUAUUUAUGCUUCUGUCGUCAUCGAUUUGUGUUUUGUUGCUUGUUUAUCGGACCAUUGUGUACAUAUAAUGUCUGUCUGAAUCAUGCGGAUAUUUGUUUAACGAUUGCUAUAUUAUUGGAAGAUUGGAUUGACCCUUUUGGAUCAUUUAUGUUAAA